This is a messenger RNA of Eubalaena glacialis (North Atlantic right whale), 1532 nucleotides long. RefSeq names its product tubulin delta 1 (gene TUBD1). Gene Ontology annotation, biological process: microtubule cytoskeleton organization; mitotic cell cycle. The transcript is spliced from 9 exons. Bases 78 to 1445 code for a protein of 455 amino acids. NCBI's taxonomy places the organism in Eukaryota, Metazoa, Chordata, Mammalia, Artiodactyla, Balaenidae. Gene Ontology annotation, cellular component: cytoplasm; microtubule. The record is from RefSeq and is a predicted model, not a curated record. Gene Ontology annotation, molecular function: structural constituent of cytoskeleton; GTP binding.
ACCGGACAGAAACGGCUGAUCCUGGGGCUGUCAGUUGCUCACUGUUUUGAGGGAGUAAGCCUGGUUUGUGUCUCAGCAUGUCAAUAGUAACAGUGCAGCUUGGUCAGUGUGGCAAUCAGAUUGGUUUUGAAGUGUUUGAUGCUUUAUUUAGUGACUCACACUGUCCCCAGGGACUCUGCUCUAAAAGGGAGAAUGAGGCAUAUCAAGCAUCUUGCAAAGAAAGAUUCUUCAGUGAGGAGGAAAAUGGAGUUCCAAUUGCUCGUGCUGUACUUGUUGACAUGGAACCUAAAGUUAUCAAUCAAACACUGUCAAAGGCUGCCCAUUCUGGCCGAUGGAAAUAUGGCCAGCAUUCAUGCUUCUGUCAAAAACAAGGUUCUGGAAACAACUGGGCAUAUGGAUACUCUGUUCAUGGACCCAGGCAUGAAGAAUCUAUAAUGAACCUAAUCCAGAAGGAAGUGGAGAAAUGUGAUUCUUUGAAUGGUUUUUUCAUCAUAAUGAGUAUGGCCGGAGGCACAGGAUCAGGGCUAGGAGCCUUCGUUACACAGAACUUACAAGAUCAGUACUCAAACUCUUUGAAAAUGAAUCAGAUUAUAUGGCCUUAUGGAACUGGUGAGGUUAUUGUUCAGAACUACAACUCCAUUUUGACACUUUCUCACUUGUACCGAUCUUCAGAUGCCCUCCUUGUUCAUGAGAAUGAUGCUGUUCAUAAGAUCUGUGCGAAACUGAUGAAUAUCAAGCAGAUCUCCUUCCGUGAUAUAAAUCAAGUCCUCGCACAUCAGCUGGGAAGUGUGUUCCAGCCUACUUACUCUGGGGAAGGCUCGUUUCACUACAGAAGAAAUCCACUAGGAGACUUAAUGGAGAAUUUAGUUCCCCAUCCAGAAUUCAAGAUGCUGGGUGUUCGUAACAUUCCUCAAAUGUCUGAGAAUUCACUGGCAUACAGCACAUUUACUUGGGCUGGCCUCCUCAAGCAUUUGAGACAGAUGCUCAUUUCUAAUGCGAAAAUGGAAGAAGGUAUUGAUUGGCAGGUACGGCCUCCUUUAUCAGGACUUCCUACGCUUGGUAAAAUGUCUCUCAACAAGGAGUUUCAUUUUAACACUUCCAUUGCUAACUUGGUCAUCCUUCGUGGGAAAGAUGUACAUAGUGCGGAGCUGGGAGCAUUUAAAGAUCCAGCUCUCUAUACUUCCUGGUUAGAGCCUGUUCAUGCUUUCAGUGUGUGGAAAACCCAGCGAGCCUUUAGCAAAUAUGAGAAGUUUGCAGCGUUGGUCAGCAAUAGCCAGUUCUUAGUAAAACCACUUGAUAUGGUUGUGGGCAAAGCAUGGAAUAUGUUUGCUUCAAAAGCCUACAUUCAUCAGUACACAAAAUUUGGAAUUGAAGAAGAGGAUUUUUUGGACAGUUUCACAUUGUUAGAACAGGUUAUUGCUAGUUACUGCAACCUCGGAUUUUGAACAAAGGGGGAAAAUUACCUUAAGUCAUCUUUGGACUAAAAUACUUGCAAUACUACUUUCUCCGUAAGGUUUUUCAAAUUCCUAUCU